AGAACCCACUUUCACUUUCUUGUUUCUUCUUCAACUUCCCUAAAGCCUCUGGUGCUGCAAAACACGGACAGGAGGAGGAAAUGCUACGGUCUGUUCUCAGAAGAGCGGCAAGCUCGAACCUUUAUCCCCAAUCUUCAUUGCAUCAUCUAACCUAUCUUCAAUCACAGUUUUAUUCUUCCAAGAACCCCAAACCAUUUGACGCCAAGGCCAAGAAAGCCAGCGCCAAGUCCAAGUCCAAAUCCACUGACUCCGCAGCAGUCGCUGGUUCGGAUGAUUUCCUAUCCGCCUCUGCCAAUGACUUCCAGGCUGCUCGCGCCCGUAACUUGGCUCAGGACGACAAGGACCCUUCUCUCGAUGUGGGUGCCAACAACCGCCCCCUCUUCACCUCCACUCCCUCACUCUCGCAGCUCACGCGCAAGGAUGCCUGCUCCUAUUUCAAGUUCAGUGAGGAGAGACUGAAGGCAGUGUUACCAGAGGGGUUGUCGCAGGGGAUGAUUGAGGAGUUCAAGGAGUCGAUGCGGCCGGCAUUGCUAAUUAGACAGAGUUUCUUAGAUCUUCGAGAUAAUUUUAGACACGUAGUUGAUCCCCCAAUGUGGUCUUCUCCGGGCAAAGGUCCUAAAGUUAGAAAACAGAUUGUCCUGGAUGGUCCUGUUAGCUGUGGAAAGAGUAUUGCCCUUGCAAUGCUUGUUUAUUGGGCUCGUGAUGAGGGUUGGCUGGUUUUAUAUGUACCUAAAGGCCGUGAAUGGACUCAUGGAGGGUUUUUUUAUAAAAAUCCGGAAACUGGUCUUUGGGACACUCCUUUACAGGCUGAAAAUGUUCUCAAGGAUUUCUUGAAGUACAAUGAGGGGCGGUUACAACAAUUACCAUGCCAAAUCUUUGAUCCUAUUCCACUGGGAGAAGGUGCUGGUGUUGGAUUGAUGAAAGGGGUUGAAUCCAUGGCACUUCCUGAAGGUUCAAGUCUAUAUGACCUGGUUCAAAUGGGAAUCCAGUACACACAAGCAGCUGUUGGAGUUGUAGUUAGAUUGAGGAAAGAGUUAUCACUCGUGAAAGAUAUUCCUGUACUUAUUGCAAUUGACCAAUACAACAACUGGUUUACAUUCAGUGAGUAUGAGGAGCCGGUGAGUGUUCGUUCUCAUAGACCCGUGCAUGCUAGAGAACUUGCAAUGGUGAAUGCUUUUAGGUCCAUGAUGCAUGAUGACAUGAUGGUGGGUGCUUUCUCUCAUUCAACUGCAGUAGGCAAGCUACGAGCAGACCUGCCAGAAGUUCCAGUAGAUGCCCGUGUUAAUUUCCCCCGCUAUACUUUAGAUGAGGCAGAAACUGUUUGCUACUACUACCUUAGGCAAAGGUUAGUGCGCCGAGAGGUGUUCUCAGAUGAAAACUGGAAGAAAAUAUACUUCUUAUCCAAUGGAAACGGGUCAGAAAUUAGAUCGUUAGUUCCUUUGAUGCAGCAGUGAAUACAAAGAUAAUUCAAAUUUUUGAAGGACAUACGUUUUUGGAGUCGCUGAUUCAUUCUCAUCGCUUCUCCCCUUUAUCUUAUUUUGAUUUGAUUUUCAUUUUCAAUUUUUCUCUCACCUUUUUGGAUCCUCCUGAGAGACAUUGUUUUUCUGUUGUAGUCAUGAAUGAAUACCCAGAAAACAAGGGUUGCUGCCUGAUAAUAAUGUAGCAUAUGUUGUUGGCUCGGCAUCCUGUAGCUCCAUACUAGAGGAAUAUUUGAUCCAUUUUUCCUCAUCAAAAUCCGUGUUAUUACUAAAUUCUCAAUAAUCUU
Molecule: messenger RNA, 1765 nt
Organism: Rubroshorea leprosula
Lineage: Eukaryota; Viridiplantae; Streptophyta; Magnoliopsida; Malvales; Dipterocarpaceae
Source: the annotation of a GenBank genome assembly